AUGGAAGAAGAAGGUUUUGACCUUGUACUUCAACCUUUAAGUUUUUCUGAUAUUGGUGAAAAUAUUAGCCAAAUACAGAAAGCAGAAAAUACAAUGCCACCAUUAUCACCAGCUAUGGGGCUUAAACGAAAAAAAGGUGUAAUAAAUGGAAAGAAUAUAAGUCGAUCUACAUUGGUAAGAUUGCAAUGGAAGGAAGCAGCAAGAAAAGUUCUUCAUUUAGAAGAUCCGUGGGAAGAAUUUCAUUUAGAAAAAUUGGAAACUGAAGUUGUUAGAAGAUAUCGUUUCAGUGCUCUCAAACAAGAUUGGAUAACUGAUGAUAUAUUAGUAAAAAUUGCUAAAGAGCCAUUCAGCCAUGGAGCUAUGCGUUCCUGUUAUCGACUUUCUUGUCAAGAUAUUCUUGACACUUUGAGAUAUAAGAAAGUUGUCACAAAAUUUGUUCCUCAAAUCUUAACUCAAGAACAGAAACAUCAAUACCUGGAAGUUGCUCAGGAUUUGCUCGAAUGUCCUGAGAAAGACAAUAACUUUCUAAAAUACAUUAAUCAUGUGAUGAGCUGGGUCUACAGAUAUGAAAUCAAAACUAAAUGGAAAAAGCAUUCAAGUUUUGCACAUACCCACAGUUGGAAAACUGCCUGUAAUUAUGUUGCUAAAAGAUAUAUGGAGGAUGUUGAUAGAGAAGUAUAUUUUGAAGAUGUAAAACUUCAAAUGGAUGCAAAACUUUGGGGAGAGGAAUACAACAGACAUAAUCCUCCUAAAAAAGUUGAUAUAUUUCAGAUGUCAGUGAUUGAAUUUAUCAAUAGACCAGAUAAGCCUUUAUUUCACCUUGAACAUUAUAUUGAAGGACAUUACAUAAAAUAUAAUUCCAAUUCAGGUUUUAUAAGUUGUGAAAAUUUGCGUCUCACACCACAGGCAUUCAGUCAUUUUACUUUUGAGCGUUCAGGACAUGAAUUGAUUGUAGUUGAUAUUCAAGGAGUUGGAGAUCUCUAUACAGAUCCUCAAAUUCACACAGCAAGUGGUAAAGGCUAUGGAGAUGGAAAUCUUGGUUCAAAAGGAAUGGCUUUAUUUUUUCAUUCUCAUGUAUGCAAUAGAAUUUGCAAGAGUCUUGGACUUUCUGAGUUUGAUAUUGCACCUACUGAGAAAGUAUCAAGUCAGAAAUUUGCAAUAUUGCAGAAAUCAAGUAAAACUCAGGUCCGAGGUACAGAAGAACUUUGUUUAACCCCAACAGAAUAUGAAAAACAUCAUCUAAGAGAAUUCCUUUGUUCUCGUAGUCAGUCAUUUGGUAGCUCACCAACAAUGAGUCCUGUAGAUGAUCUUUCACCAAUUUUUCAUUUCAAAUUUAAAGAAAAUCAUGAUAGUAGUGAUGACACAGGAAACAAUUAUGGGGAUGAUAAUGAUAGUGAUGAAGAUCAUGAUUUUCUACAAUUUCAAUUUUCUCCAGACUCUGGAGUUGGAUCUUUUAAACAAUCUAGAAGACAACGAUACGAUUCUGAAAGUAGUAAUCUAGUAUAUGAUGAACAUGAAUGCAAGGCUUUUCAAGAACUAGUUGCAAGAAAAUCGCGACCAUCUUGUGUACUUCACGAAAUUGAAAUAAGAAAGUUACAAGAGGCAAAUGGAAAUAAUCAGUCAGGUGCUUCAGUAUUGGGUGAGAUUCAUAUUGAAAUGGCAAAAUAUCAUGAACUAGGACGAUUUACUCCUGAUGGGAAAGAUGAUUAUGAUCACGAAUCUGCUUUAUUUCAUUUGGAACAUGCUGCAAACUGUGGUAAUUUAGAAGCAAUAUUAACAAUGGCUAGAAUUUAUUUGCAGUUACAACAUGAUAUUCUUCAUGAUGUUUCUGUAAAAGAUACAGAGGAAAAUAAAGAAAUAGGAAUGAAUUACAUGUUACAAGCUGCACGAGCUGGAAAUAGAUCUGCUAUGAUUCAUGUUGCAAAAGCAUAUGAUACUGGAAAGGAUCUUGGAAAUAGAUUAAAGCAAUCAUGGUCAGAAGCUGUUUAUUGGUACAACAAAGCUAUUUCUACUGAAACUGCAGAUGAAAGUGGAGAAUUUGAUGGCUGCAUGGAGGAUCCUACAUAUUUAUUACUCGCUCGUCAAG
Messenger RNA from Centruroides sculpturatus (bark scorpion), 2086 nucleotides. RefSeq names its product eukaryotic elongation factor 2 kinase-like. The record is from RefSeq and is a predicted model, not a curated record. NCBI's taxonomy places the organism in Eukaryota, Metazoa, Arthropoda, Arachnida, Scorpiones, Buthidae. The annotation marks the transcript as partial. Gene Ontology annotation, molecular function: elongation factor-2 kinase activity; protein binding; ATP binding. The transcript has 12 exons. Gene Ontology annotation, biological process: protein phosphorylation.